AGACACACGCCCUUUAAUAGCUUCUCCCAGCCAGGCGGCCGUCGGAGGAGAAGGCUGGUGGUUGCGCCCGCCGUCGGAUGCGAGGGUCCGGCAGGCGACAUGGCGCACCACCCGCAGCAGCACGCCGAGUACGCGCCGCCGUCGGGGGAGUUCUACUACGACUACGGUGAGGAGCCGCCGGGCAACUGGAGCGGCGUCGGGGCGCUGGAGUGCGCGUGGGCCGAGGCCGAGGCGGACUGGGAGGUCUCCUUCUCGCUCCUGCCGGUCCUCUACAUGCUGGUCUUCGUGCUGGGUCUGUCGGGCAACGGGCUGGUCAUCUUCACGGUGUGGCGCGGCCCGCCGGGCAAGCGCCGCUCGGCCGACACCUAUAUCGGCAACCUGGCGCUGGCCGACCUGGCCUUCGUGGUGACGCUGCCGCUGUGGGCAGCCUACACGGCGCUGCGCUUCCACUGGCCCUUCGGCUCGGCCCUCUGCAAGCUGAGCAGCUACCUGGUGCUGCUCAACAUGUUCGCCUCCGCCUUCUGCCUCGGCUGCCUCAGCUUCGAGCGCUACCUGGCCAUCGUGCACGCCAUCCCGCGCUCCGUCGGCCGGCCGGCCUCCGCCUCCUCCUCCGGGCGGGCCCGCGCCUCCACCCUCUUCUCGCUGGCCGGCGUCUGGCUGCUGGCCGGCCUCUUGGCCCUGCCGGCCCUGCUCCUGCGCGACACGCGCCCGGGCCUGCGCCACGACGGCGAGGGGGAGGAAGACGGCGGCGGCCCCGGCAACGUCUCCUCCUCUUUGGGCUCGGCCGUCGUGGAGUGCGACAUGGAUUUCAGCAGCGUAGCCUCCAGCCCGCGGGAGAAAGGCUACUGGAUGGCGGCACUGAGCCUGGCCACGACGGCGCUGGGCUUCGUCCUGCCGCUGCUGCUCAUGACCCUCUGCUACUGCUGCGUCGGCGCCACCGUCAGCCGCCACUUCCAGCAGCACGUGCGCAAGGAGGAGGGCCGCCAGCGCCGACGGCUCCUUCGCAUCAUCGUCACGCUGGUGGCCGUCUUCGCCCUCUGCUGGUUCCCCUUCCACCUCCUGAAGAACCUCUACGUCCUCUCCUGGGUGGGCCUCAUCCACCUGCCCUGCGCCUGGCUGGAGCUCAUCCCUCGCCUCCACCCCUACGCCACCUGCCUGGCCUACAUCAACAGCUGCCUGAACCCCUUCCUCUACGCCUUCUUCGACAGCCGCUUCCGCGCCCAGUGCCUCCUGCUCCUCGGCUUGCGCAAGGCGCUGCGCGCCCAGGCCGGCUCCGUCUCCUCCACCCUCAGCGGGCAGACCCAGAAGUCCGAGUUGCCCUCCUUGGGCACCAAAGUGUAGAGACAGAGGUGGGCGGCGGCGGCUCCAAACCCUCCCGCACCCCGACGGCGGCGGGCUUUUGGAGGUUGCAGCGGGGGAGAGGGAGAGGCGCGCUCGGGACGGGGCGGGCGGCUCUGGAGUCGCCAGCGCGCCGCUCGGGACUUUGCGCACGGGGCGGCCCUCAUCCGCCCCAGGACGGCGAUUCAGAACUCAUCCCGCCACCGCCCUUUCUUACUUGCUUUUUCUUCGAUGUCGGACUUUCGCGCGUUGGUGCUGUCCCAGUACGUCGGACAAGCCCGCAAGUCCCGGGAAUUCACCGGUUCGGGCAGGUCCCUCUGGCGGGUGACUCUCUUGUGCUGACCCUUGUAAUCAAUAAAUACUUUUUGUUGGUUU
Messenger RNA from Rhineura floridana, 1713 nucleotides. RefSeq names its product apelin receptor-like. The coding region runs from base 100 to 1341 and encodes 413 amino acids. The record is from RefSeq and is a predicted model, not a curated record. Gene Ontology annotation, biological process: G protein-coupled receptor signaling pathway. Gene Ontology annotation, cellular component: membrane. Gene Ontology annotation, molecular function: G protein-coupled receptor activity. NCBI's taxonomy places the organism in Eukaryota, Metazoa, Chordata, Lepidosauria, Squamata, Rhineuridae. The transcript has a single exon.